ACUCCAGCUGGUCGAGCGAGUCCUGAUCUCGGGACACCAAGGCCCCUGAACAAUGCCUCGUGGGUUCCUGGUGAAGAGGACGCGCCGAGAAGGCCCCGUGUCCUACCGAAUCAGAACACUGCAGGACGACUCGCUGGCUGUGCCGCCUCCCAGUGGAGUGGUUCUACCCUCUGCCCAAAGGAAACCACCCAGAGCUGGGGGGCUGCCAGAAUCCUGGCCCCCCUCCCAGAGCCCCCUGCGAUUGGUAAGCACCACUCUGCUGGCCAGUUACCUUGAUCGGGGUCUGAACUCUGGAUCGCCAGCACCAGGUGAAUCUGCUCCAGCCUGCACCUCGCAGUCUCCCGGUUUGGGUUCAGCCUGUGCCGUGGCAAAGCAAGCGAACCCCCUGCCUAAGAGAGCUGGCUUGGGUUCCAAGGAAGGAUCUCCUGAUGCAGUGGUCUUGCUGGGUGCCUUUGUGUGCCAGCUAUGCCAAGAGUCCUACCCUGGCCCGCUUGCCCUGGCCCAACACUCUUGUUCCCGCAUUGCCCGGGUUGAGUACCGCUGCCACGAAUGUAGCAAGACCUUCAGUUGUCCUGCCAACCUGGCUUCCCAUCGUCGCUGGCACAAGCCGCGAGGUGGCGGGCACGUCGGGGGAACCAAGGAGAAUGAGAGUCCUGAGGCAACCAACAGUCCCAGUAUGCCACACCCUGGCACCGUGGAGGGCAGCUACCGAUGUUCUCAUUGCCCCAAGCGGUUUCGGCGCCGGGCCUACCUCUGCAAGCAUUUGGCUCUGCACACCGUAACCGGGCCAGUGCUGUCUGAGAGCCAGCGACUCCAUGGCAAUCUCACUCCUCAAUGUGCUUCCUGGCCAAAGAAGCCAUUUUAGAAAUCCCAUUGCUCCCAGCUCCU
Molecule: messenger RNA, 888 nt
Organism: Heteronotia binoei (common prickly gecko)
Lineage: Eukaryota; Metazoa; Chordata; Lepidosauria; Squamata; Gekkonidae
Product: insulinoma-associated protein 1a-like
Exons: 1
Coding region: 53-865 (270 amino acids)
Biological process (GO): negative regulation of transcription by RNA polymerase II; regulation of cell cycle process; neuron differentiation
Cellular component (GO): nucleus; transcription repressor complex
Molecular function (GO): RNA polymerase II cis-regulatory region sequence-specific DNA binding; DNA-binding transcription repressor activity, RNA polymerase II-specific
Source: RefSeq, a predicted model, not a curated record